This is a messenger RNA of Hordeum vulgare subsp. vulgare (domesticated barley), 1771 nucleotides long. RefSeq names its product serine carboxypeptidase-like 51. The record is from RefSeq and is a predicted model, not a curated record. Gene Ontology annotation, molecular function: serine-type carboxypeptidase activity. The coding region runs from base 1 to 1401 and encodes 466 amino acids. NCBI's taxonomy places the organism in Eukaryota, Viridiplantae, Streptophyta, Magnoliopsida, Poales, Poaceae. The transcript has 11 exons. Gene Ontology annotation, biological process: proteolysis.
AUGGACAGGCACUGGCGUCCUGUUACUCUCUUGUCCGUCGUGAUCCUCUGCUGCCUCUCGCUGCUCAGCGCCGGCCUCGCCGCGUCCGUGGUCACCGCCGGCGCCCCCGACGGCAGCGAGCUCUGGGGAUACGUCGAAGUCCGGCCAAAGGCUCACCUGUUCUGGUGGUACUACAAGAGCCCCUCUGCGCAGAGGGUGUCCACGCCGUCCAGCCCGUGGCCGACCGUGCUCUGGCUGCAGGGCGGCCCGGGAGCGUCCGGCGUCGGCAUCGGCAACUUCCUGGAGGUCGGGCCGCUGGACGUCGACCUCAACCCCCGCAACUCCACCUGGCUGCACAAGGCCGACCUCAUCUUCGUGGACAACCCCGUGGGCGUCGGGUACAGCUACGCGGAGGACGCCAGCGCGCUGGUGACCAGCGACUGGGAGGCGGCCGCGGACGCCACGGCGCUCCUCAAGGCGCUCGCCGAGGAGGUGCCCGCCCUGCGGGACGGGAGCCCGCUGUUCCUCGUCGCCGAGUCCUACGGCGGCAAGUACGCCGUCACGCUCGGCGUCUCCGCCGUCCGGGCCAUCCAUGCCGGCGAGCUCAACCUCACGCUCGCCGGGGUCGCGCUCGGCGACAGCUUCAUCUCGCCCGAGGAUUUCGCGCUCUCCUACGCGCCGCUGCUGCUGGACGUGUCGAGGCUCGACGACAACGCCGGCGACGCCGCCAAAGGCAAGGCGGCGUCGGUGAAGGAGCAGAUCGCGGCGGGGCAGUUUGCCGCCGCGUGGAGCUCGUGGGCGGACUUGCUGGGGUUUAUCGACUCCAAAAGCGCCGGCGUUGACACCUACAACUUCUUGCUUGACACCGGCAUGGAUCCGGUGUCAACGACCUCUUCAUCGUCGAUGGCAGCGACGACCAAUGCCCAGACAGUGAAGUACUCGACGUACCUCAGUAGAAAGGAGGCUACAUCUGGUCCCAAUACCAUCGAUGGCAUCAUGAACGGGGUCAUCAAGGAAAAGCUUAAAAUCAUCCCCAACAACCUUACGUGGCACGGGAUGUCGGAGCUGGUCUACAAUGCCCUAGUCAAUGGCAUCAUGAAGCCUAGGAUCGACGAGGUUGAUGAGUUGUUAUCUUACGGCGUGAAUGUAACGGUGUACAAUGGCCAGCUCGAUGUGAUCUGCUCGACAAUUGGCGCAGAAGCAUGGGUGCAGAAGCUCAAAUGGGACGGGCUGAAGAACUUCACAAGCCUGCCAAGACAACCUCUCUACUGUGGUUCCUCCAAGGUCACCCAGGCCUUCGUCAGAUCCUACAAGAACUUGCAUUUCUACUGGAUCCUUCGAGCUGGACACUUUGUGCCUGCUGACCAGCCUUGCAUUGCACUGAGCAUGAUCAGUAGCAUAACCCAGUCUCCAGCAAGUUAGAUCGAUACAUUCACUCUAGUUGCAUUGUAUGUUUUCGUGGGGUAGCUCUACUGUACCAUCUCGAGAAGAUAACUGGUGAUCAUGGUUUAGUGAGAACUCAUGGUCCGACCUUUGCUGAUUGGAUUUGGCAAAAACGGUGUUGGCGCGCAAUUUCCUUCUUGGAGAUGGUGUUAUGGCAGAGUUGUAUUCCUAGUGUUGUCAUGGUUUGGUUGAUGUGUCUGCUUGGCGUAUGUAAUCGUUUAUGUUUCAUUGUUUAGUUUUAAUAAUUUUGUUGCGUCAAUCCUUGAUGUUUUUAAUAGCUCUUGAUAUCGUGUUGUUGCGGAGAGCCCGGUGUAACUGGCAUCUCCUUGGUAUUGAUAUGCUUUCUUUA